GCCCCGGUUCCUCCCCCAGCCCUGGCUGAGCCAGGCAGAGCGCUGCCCGGGGAGGUGGCGUGUGGCUCUGCUACAGCUCCUUCCCCCUCCCUCGCCUCUGCCUGCCACCGCUCCCCUCCCCAAAAACCCGACAGGGGAUAAUGCCUCCUGAAUACAUGAUGAAGUGAGUAGUCAGGCUGGGCUCCGCCGCUGCUGCUGGGAGUGAGUGAGCGUGUGAGUCUGUGCAUUGAGGCAUCUCUGCACUGCAGCCUCCUCCUACAUCCAGCCAGAGAGAAAGAGAAAGGCACGGAGGGAAGGCGGCUUGUUGCAGCGCGAGGCGCCGGCCCCUGGCAAGAAGCAAAUCCCUCGCAGCCGCCCGCGGCAGGACUGUAGCAGCCCCCGAGCGAGGCAGCAGGCAGCGGCGCCAUGCUGAAUAACCUGACGGACUGCGAGGACGGCGAUGGGGGGGCAAGUCAAGGCGAUGGCAAUCCCAAGGAGAGCAGUCCCUUCAUCAACAGCACAGACCUGGAGAAGGGCAAAGAAUACGAUGGCAAGAACAUGGCCCUCUUCGAGGAGGAGAUGGACACCAGCCCGAUGGUCUCGUCCCUGCUGAGCGGGCUGGCCAACUACACCAACCUGCCGCAGGGCAGCCGGGAGCACGAGGAGGCCGAGAACAAUGAUGGGGGCAAGAAGAAGCCGGUUCAGGCUCCACGGAUGGGCACUUUCAUGGGCGUCUACCUGCCCUGUCUCCAGAACAUCUUCGGGGUCAUCCUGUUCCUGCGCCUCACCUGGGUGGUGGGGAUUGCCGGCAUCAUGGAGUCCUUCUGCAUGGUCUUCCUCUGCUGCUCCUGCACGAUGCUGACAGCCAUUUCCAUGAGUGCGAUUGCCACCAACGGCGUGGUGCCAGCGGGCGGCUCCUAUUACAUGAUCUCACGCUCCCUGGGACCUGAGUUCGGUGGGGCCGUGGGGCUCUGCUUCUACCUGGGCACCACCUUUGCCGGCGCCAUGUACAUCCUAGGCACCAUUGAAAUCCUUCUGGCCUACAUCUUCCCACCCAUGGCCAUCUUCAAGGCCGAGGAUGCCAGCGGGGAGGCGGCAGCGAUGCUCAACAACAUGCGCGUCUAUGGCACCUGCGUCCUGACCUGCAUGGCCACCGUGGUGUUCGUGGGUGUCAAGUACGUCAACAAGUUUGCCCUGGUCUUCCUGGGCUGCGUCAUCCUCUCCAUCCUUGCCAUCUAUGCCGGUGUCAUCAAGUCAGCCUUUGACCCACCGAGCUUCCCGAUCUGCCUGCUGGGCAACAGGACCCUCUCGCGCCACGGAUUCGACCUCUGCACCAAGGUGGUCGUGGAGGGCAACGAGACGGUGGGCUCCAAGCUCUGGGAGCUCUUCUGCACCUCCCGCUUUCUCAACGCCACCUGCGACGAGUAUUUCACCAUGAACAACGUGACCGAGAUUGAGGGCAUCCCUGGUGCUGCCAGCGGCCUCAUCCAAGAGAACCUCUGGAGCUCCUACCUGACCAAGGGUGUGAUUGUGGAGAAGCGGGGGCUGCCCUCCGUGAGCCCCCCUGACACGCCAGUGGACAUGGACCAGCCCUACGUCUUCAGCGACAUGACCUCCUACUUCACCCUGCUCGUGGGCAUCUACUUCCCCUCGGUCACAGGCAUCAUGGCUGGCUCCAACCGCUCCGGGGACCUGCGAGAUGCGCAGAAGUCCAUCCCCACAGGCACCAUCCUGGCCAUCGCCACCACCUCUGCGGUCUACAUCAGCUCCGUCGUGCUCUUUGGGGCGUGCAUCGAGGGUGUCGUCCUGCGCGACAAGUUUGGUGAAGCUGUCAAUGGGAACCUGGUGGUUGGCACGCUGGCAUGGCCGUCCCCAUGGGUCAUUGUCAUCGGCUCCUUCUUCUCCACAUGUGGGGCUGGGCUGCAGAGCCUCACCGGAGCCCCCCGCCUCCUGCAAGCCAUUUCCAGGGAUGGGAUUGUGCCCUUCCUCAGGGUCUUCGGCCAUGGCAAAGCCAACGGGGAGCCCACAUGGGCUCUGCUGCUCACCGCCUGCAUCUGUGAGAUCGGGAUCCUGAUCGCUUCCCUGGACGAGGUGGCUCCUAUCCUGUCCAUGUUUUUCCUCAUGUGCUACAUGUUCGUCAACCUGGCCUGCGCGGUGCAGACGCUGCUGCGGACACCCAACUGGCGGCCACGCUUCCGCUACUACCACUGGACCCUCUCUUUCCUGGGCAUGAGCCUGUGCCUGGCGCUGAUGUUCAUCUGCUCCUGGUACUACGCGCUGGUCGCCAUGCUGAUCGCUGGCCUCAUUUACAAAUACAUCGAGUACCGCGGGGCGGAGAAGGAGUGGGGUGACGGGAUCCGGGGGCUGUCGCUGAGCGCUGCCCGCUACGCCCUGCUGCGGCUGGAGGAAGGGCCCCCCCACACCAAGAACUGGAGGCCCCAGCUGCUGGUUCUGGUCCGUGUGGAUCAGGAGCAGAACGUGGUGCACCCACAGCUCCUGUCCUUCACUUCACAGCUCAAAGCAGGCAAGGGCCUCACCAUUGUGGCCUCUGUGCUGGAAGGGACCUUCCUGGACAACCACCCGCAGGCGCAGAGAGCGGAGGAGUCCAUCCGCCGCCUGAUGGAAGCGGAGAAGGUGAAGGGCUUCUGCCAAGUGGUGAUCUCCUCCAACCUGCGGGACGGCAUGUCGCACCUCAUCCAGUCCAGCGGGCUGGGCGGGCUGCAGCACAACACGGUGCUGGUGGGCUGGCCCCGCAGCUGGCGCCAGAAGGAGGACCACCAGACCUGGAGGAACUUCAUCGAGCUGGUGCGAGAGACCACGGCCGGGCACCUGGCCCUGCUGGUGGCCAAGAACGUCGCCAUGUUCCCGGGCAACCAGGAGCGCUUCUCGGAGGGCCACAUCGACGUCUGGUGGAUUGUCCAUGACGGCGGGAUGCUCAUGCUGCUGCCCUUCCUCCUGCGGCACCACAAGGUCUGGCGCAAGUGCAAGAUGCGUAUCUUCACGGUGGCACAGAUGGAUGACAACAGCAUCCAGAUGAAGAAGGACCUGACGACAUUCCUGUACCACCUGCGCAUCACAGCGGAGGUGGAGGUGGUGGAGAUGCAUGAGAGCGACAUCUCUGCCUACACCUAUGAGAAGACGCUGGUGAUGGAGCAGCGCUCCCAGAUCCUCAAGCAAAUGCACCUCACCAAGAACGAGCGGGAGCGGGAGAUCCAGAGCAUCACGGACGAGUCUCGCGGCUCCAUCCGACGCAAGAACCCAGCCAACACACGCCUGCGCCUGAGUGUCCCCGAGGAGCAGGUGGGCGACAGUGAGGAGAAGCCGGAGGAGGAGGUCCAGCUCAUCCACGACAAAAACGCCACCACCUUCUCCAGCAGCUCCCAGUCCCCUGCUGAUGAGGCAGAGACGGCCCCUGAGAAAGUGCAUCUCACCUGGACCAAGGAGAAGACCGUGGCCGAGAAGAAUAAGAGCAAGAGCCCCGUCAGCCCUGAGGGCAUCAAGGACUUCUUCAAUAUGAAGCCAGAGUGGGAGAACCUGAACCAGUCCAACGUGAGGAGGAUGCACACAGCUGUGAAGCUCAAUGAAGUGAUCGUCAAAAAGUCCCAGGAUGCCAAACUGGUCCUGCUGAACAUGCCAGGGCCGCCCCGCAACCGGAAAGGGGAUGAAAACUACAUGGAGUUUCUGGAGGUGCUGACAGAGCACCUGGACCGAGUGCUUCUGGUGCGUGGUGGGGGUCGGGAAGUCAUCACCAUCUACUCCUGAAAUACCGCGCAAGAGAGGUUUGUCCACACCCCAAGAGCCCCGCCACCCCCUGCACCGCGCUCCUGGAGGGGAGGAGGGAAGGCCUGAUGGCAGCCGGUGCGCAAAAACUUCACCUGGCUUUAGCCGUGCCCUUGAUCUCUCCAUUCGAACUGCAGCACCAGAUCUUCCGGGAGCAUCCAGCACCAGAGCAGCUGUUCCUCAUUGCAACGUCACAGCACUGCUGUCCUUGUUUAUAUAUAAAUAUAUACAGUGUACCGCGGACUGAGCACCGGAGCCCAGCGCUGCCGCCACCGCCGGCCCCAGCAGGGCCAGCCCCUGCUGCCAGCCCCCACGCUGCUCCUCACAGCCCCCCCAGCCGGGCAGGAGGGCAGCUGUGCCGAGAUGGGCUCCAGGGCCCUCCUGUGCUGCUACCCCCCUGCGGAGCUUGGCUGGAUGUGCCUGUGCCCUGUGACUGCCCGAUGCCUGACGCUCACGCCCUGCCUCUCUGUGGAGGUGCUGGGAGAAGAGAGAGGCCACCAGCAUGCUUUCCUCGCCGGAUGCUCCUCUCCCCACCUCUGGCAGUGCCCGCUGGCCCUGGGAGGGCUGGGGCCCCUGACUGUGCUGGGCCUGGAGAGCCCCAACCGCUGCUGCCCAUCUGGAGGCCAUGGGCCAUGCUCAUGGAGAGGCACUCGAGAUGGUUUGGAGGGGGCAGAGGGUGGGGGGCAGCCGAGGGGGUCGGGAUGCCUGAGAGCUGCAAUCCCACUGCAGCAUGAGCUCUGGCCUGGGGUGGGUGGCGAUGAUCCUUGUCCCCCUCCCCGCUGACUCUGUCUCCUUCUGCCCUGGCUCUUGUGCUGCAGUCACUGCCUGGAGCCACAGUGUCUGCAGUGGAGCAGAUGCCCCACUGUGCACGGCGUCAGUCGGAGCCGCUCGGGACUGCGAGGAUGCCACCAACCCCAGGCACCUGUGCCUGCUCGUGGCCUGAGCACAGAACUCGUGCCACACUGAGGGCUCUGGGGGCUGUCUGGACCCCACACUGACCAGCCCACAGGUCCCCCAUGUCCCGCUGCGUCUGCAGGGCUUCACCCUAGCCCCUAACCCUGGCCCCAGGCAGGCACAGGUGCUGCCGUGGGGCUCUAGGAAGCUUGGGAUUUGCGGGUAGUUUUUAAUAUAUGCAAAGUCUGUUUGACUGGUCUCAGCCCUGCUGCGGCAGCUUUUGCUGGGCCCUGCAGCAUGGAGGUGGCUGUGGGGGCCCUGUGCCCCCCUGGCACUCGCGGCUGCGCUCCUGCUCCCCAGCGCCACGCUGGUGCUGGGGCAGUGCCGGGGGCAGAACCCAGAGCCCCUGGAGCCGCUGGCCAGGGUGGCAUGGUCCGGAGCCCGUCCCCUCCCGCCGCAGCCCUGCAGCAGGCAGCAGGAUGCGGUGGGACGGCGUGGGACACCCCUCAAACAUGUCCUACCUUCGGCGGCAGCAGCUGCAGAGCCACCCCCGUCCCCCACAGCAUCUCUCAUGCCAGAGAAACUGAGGAGCUUUUAACAAAUGUGAAUGGUUCCAGGAACCACGCAGGAAGCGGUGCCGGGGGCAGCCAUGGCGUGCCGUCAUCCGGCCCCAUGUACAUAGUGUACAUAAUACAGUACGUGUAUUUUUAAAGUGAUCAUAUUUAUGUUAAUAGAACCAGAUGAAGUCUAUAUAUAGAGAUCUAUAUCUAUACUGAGAGAUGCAGGGCUAUGCUAGCACCAGGCUGUGGGGACGGAGGUGUGACAGGCUGCUCCUGCAUGAAAAGGGCGCCCAUCCACCGGCACCGAGUGCCCUGGGGUGGUGGUGAAGGCUGUCGCCUUCCCCAGCCACCAGCAGCCCCUGGGAACGGGCCAGGUUGCGAGUUCAUUCUCUUCUCGAUUUAGCUUCUUAAGAGUUUCAGGGAAAAGAAAUUACAGACUUUUCUGAACUUGUUUCACAGCAGAUUUGAGCUUCCACUCGAAGUGCAGCCUGCUAAGAGUUGCCCUCUCCUGGCAGUGCUGGCUGCUUUGUGUCAGCCUGGCCCUGCACAGCAGCACGUUGUCCCCUCCACGCGUGGUGGACAGUGAGGGUGACCCGGCCAGAGCUGAGCCCAGCGCUGGAGCUCUCCUCCUCCGUCCCCUCCAGACGGCCCCAUCGCCUCCCCUCGCCCCGCGGCACCGUGCAGCCCGCAGCGUCCUGGCUGGCAGGGAGGGCGCAGGUCCUGUGCAGCGACCCCCUGGGCGGCUGGGCAGCAGUUGGCACCUGCUCCAGCCCCGCGGCCCUGGCAGCCAGCCCCGUGCUCGCCCACCCGUCCUACAGGCUGGGGCCAGCUGCAGCCCCCAGCUCCAGCCUCCCGGAGGGCAGGAAGCUCCCUCUGCACAGGACAACUCUGUCCCCUCUUCCUCUGCAGAGCUUCUCUACUCCUCCAGUUCCAGGCCAAAGCUAUAUGGGGCUGCUUGGAUAGAAGAAGUUUUGGUUCAUUCGUGCUCUUUUUUUGGCUUUUUUUUUUUUUUUUUUUUUUUUUUUUUUGCUUUAAGAGACUACUUGGACACACUCCCAGACCAAAACCAAGCCCCAGCUGCACAUCUGUGCCUGUUUAUACCUUGCUCCUACAUUUCCAUCACUCCCAAAGUGCCUCCCUUCUCUCCAGCAGCAGCCCCAGCCCCAGCCAGGCUUUCUGCCAUGGUAGCUCAGCUAGCUGCACAGAUGCAGCAGGCUGCAUCACAGACUGGUGUGGAAGAUAGAUAAUGCCAAGAGACUGGUUCCCUGCUGCCAGGGGAGCCCAGCAUUUGCAGAAGAGGAAAGUCAGGCUGAGACGCAGUCUCAGCACAAAGGCUCUGGGCUGAUGAGCAGAACAGACACACCGAGCAGUGCUCCUGGUCCUGCCACUGCCUCUGCCACUCGCUCAGAGCUUCUACAAGAGCAGGGGGCAUCCACAGGUAAAAGGUUCCUUUUGCCUGGGGCAAGGGCAAUCCCAUGGGAAACAGGCUUUGCCAGGCUCUGCCCCUAUACCACCAUGCACAAGCUCAUGUGCUGUUUUCAGCCUCCCCAAAGUAUUUGAAGCACUUCUGCAGUACCAGAGGAGGCAUGCACACCGACCUGCCCACUCAUCUCAUGUGCUAGCACCGCGCUUGUUUGGCCUACAAUGCUUGCCAACGGCUCUGCCCCUGCGGAAGACGCCGCCCCUCCGCAGUCACCCUCUGGUCACAGCCGGGCUUUGCCCCCCAGCCCUGCGUGGCCGCCCAGCAACGAGCCUCAGCCAGCUCCCGCACACGGAGGCACCAGCGAGAGCCCGAGCGCAGAGGGGUUAUGGCAGCAGCAGCCAGCGGCAGGAGCAUCAGGGCCAGGCAGAGCUCUUCCUUUGGCUGCACCCGCGGGUUAUCAGGGAAGAAAUUCUCUGCUGAGCAGCGGUGACGCCAGGCCAGUGUGCUGCUUGGCAGGCGGGUUUGCUUCUUCGCUUCCCGGCAGCACCAAACGGGUCCCGCUCCCCUCUGCACUGUUUCAACCUCCCUUGGUAAAGCUGCAGUCCUGGCUCCUCCAGGGAGCCAAAAGGCGAGCUGUUUCCAUCAGUCCCACUGAAACAAAGCAUUUCCCUUCCUCAUCCUCCAGCAAGAACAGGGCACAGCUCUUGGCACAGCCUGGGCUGCCUCAAUCCCCUGCCAGGCAGCACUCGCUGCGGCAGGAAAGGUGCUGGUUUCCACGGUGAGUUCUCACUUGCCUUUGGUCUGGAGAGGGCCAGUUUUAGCAGACAGCACUGCAUGUUAGUUUACAAACCCAGCCCUGCACGUUUGGCCUCUGUGAGUGUUCAGUUUCCCCAAGGAGCAUCCUUCUGCUGUUCGCCAUGGUGCAGACGAUGUCCAUGGCAGGAGCGUGAGCUCCCUGUCGGCACACGCGCAAGCACGAGGUGGUUUCUGCCCCGGGGGGCCCCGCACCCCCAGGCUGCCCCAGGCAGCCACUGUACGGGGCCGCAGCGAGGUGCAGGGGGGGGUCGGGACCCUCCUCUGUAGCAGGACUGAAACCGAGCAGAAGGCCCGGCAGGUCUGAGAGUUGCUGGUUACAACACUUUCUGUGCUACAUGUGCAAUAUAUUUGUUAUGAAUGUUAUCACCCAGUCAGUUCAUUCAAUAAUCUUUUAAUCACUGUAGCUAGAUGUUCUGCGUCCAUUCAAGUGACUUUUAUUCGAGUGCAAUAUUUCAAUAGACAUGUAGUGACCUAGUAUGCUUUGUGUUUUAGAGAAUCUGUGUGCAGAGCAAUGCAAUUAAGUUUAAAACCUUGUAAAUAAAACAGGUUGCAAACCAAAAAAGAAAAAAGAAGAAAAAAAAAAAGAGUAUUAGGCUUGCAUUUAAUUUCUGUGACUGUUUCAGUAUUGUGCGUUAGGCCGCCUCAGUACAGACCCUGUGUUCUCUGUGCAGGUAUUAAUGGAGGAGUGGCUCCUCAGCUGUUGAAUGCUCCCUGUUAAUGCUUUACUGCUUUACCUGUAUUCAUUUUUCUAGACUCCUGUCUGCACAAAAUGCAAUAAAUGAUUUUAUUACACCCUUCA
Messenger RNA from Cygnus olor (mute swan), 8251 nucleotides. It is a transcript of the gene SLC12A5, whose product is annotated as solute carrier family 12 member 5. The record is from RefSeq and is a predicted model, not a curated record. Gene Ontology annotation, cellular component: membrane. Gene Ontology annotation, biological process: potassium ion homeostasis; chloride transmembrane transport; cell volume homeostasis. The coding region runs from base 406 to 3741 and encodes 1111 amino acids. The transcript is spliced from 26 exons. Gene Ontology annotation, molecular function: potassium:chloride symporter activity. NCBI's taxonomy places the organism in Eukaryota, Metazoa, Chordata, Aves, Anseriformes, Anatidae.